Molecule: messenger RNA, 2235 nt
Organism: Dioszegia hungarica
Lineage: Eukaryota; Fungi; Basidiomycota; Tremellomycetes; Tremellales; Bulleribasidiaceae
Exons: 8
Coding region: 1-2235 (744 amino acids)
Molecular function (GO): protein binding
Source: RefSeq, a predicted model, not a curated record
AUGCGCUCGCCCUCGGCGCAGCGUCCCCCCGCUUUGGACGAGUCGGACGCGGUGGAGGUCUCGGCUGGACCGGGGCUCCUGGACUUGCCUCCGGAGGUCGUCGUCCAGGUCUUCUAUCAGCUGGGUAUGACGGACCGUCUAUGCCUAUUGAGGGUCUGCAAAUCCCUACAAGAGGUCUACAACGAAGCAUCUAUCCUGCAAUACGAGUUCGCCCUGCGUACCUCUGCUUACCUCGAUGUGGCGUUCGAGCAUGCUCAGAUCGAAGAGGAAGAUGAAGAGAAUAGUGUGGAGCCACUCACGGUCGGAGGCGGGUGGGACGAGCCAGAUACCGAGCGUGGCCGAGGUCGUACCUCCUCUCGUUUAGGCGGCUCCUCGACCCACCCCUCAGUCACCUUUCCCCUCCCUUUCGAUCCGCCCCUCUCGGAGCGAGUCUAUCGGCCUUCCAAUCGUCCUCUAGGAGCAGCCGAGAAAGCUGCCCAGCUCAUCGAGCGCGAGAAGCGGUGGUCGAAAUUGACCGAGGUUGAUGAGAGGCGGUUUCACGUCAAGGGGCCAGCAGUGGUGUAUGAGCUCCAAGAGGGCUUGUUCCUCAUGUGUGACGAGUACAAGGAUUCUGCGGAUGGCAAGCCAGAUACAAUCCGUCUUGUCCCUCUGCCGUCGGCGAUGGAUCUGGAUCUGGAUAAUCCGCCCAUCCCGCUCAAGUCGGCCAAGCUGCCUUUUUCUAUUGCCGACUUGACUAUGGAUCCGACCCAGGAUCUUAUUGUCGUCAGCGAGCAUCGCCCCGCUUCUUCAGACCCGACCACACCUGGACCCACACACCGAUAUCACCUCCUCACGCUCUCCACUUUCGCCCCUCACCCACUCGCAGCCUUCUCCGAGCUCGACUUCCCACCCUACCUCCACCCGAUCAUGUCCACCCGACAACUCCUGCAAGUCAUGGGUGACGUCCUGGUCGUUAUGGUCAGCCGGUACAUGGCGUCAUGGCUUCUCGCCGGACUGGGUAUGAACAUGCCGAUGGCGAGCCAUGGGAACGAGGAGGAGAUUGUUUGCUGGAACUGGAAGACUGGGAAUGUCCUAGCUCGCUUGAGCCUUCCCGAAAACCCCUGGCUGGCAUCAUUUGCCCUCCUCACGCCUACAUCGUUCAUGAUCACCUCCACCUCCAAUAUCUCUACCGUGCUCGACCCAGAACCUCGUCCGGCUCCGCCCACUGUCUUUCCCCCGGUCGUCCAGAUCUACAGCUUCCAGCCUGAUCCAUACCACGCGGUCAACCCUGCCCAGCCCCUCCUCGCUGAGUUCCACGACGACUCCACCCCUCGUCCCGUCCUUCUUGCGCAGCUGGAACUACCGCGCUUCGCCGCCGGUGCGGUGGUCGACGGAUUCGAUAUCCGGCCUGAUCCAGCUUUCCCACCUCGAGAACCUGGGCCGGGUGGCGAGUCCUCCGGUCCCAGAAUAGGCGGAAGCAAGCCCUUCACACAAGAUCCGGGGAAGGGGGUCGUUGUGUUGGAUCUGCAGCUGAUCGAGCCUGCUGAGGGUGGCGAAGGUGGCACAGGGGAGAAGGUGUCGUAUGAGCUGUUUGUGCUCAGGGAGACGUUGGUAGAUUUGGCGAAAGCGGGAGAGGAGCGCUUGAGAGCAGCAAGGGACGAAGGGGGCACGGAUGGUUUCGAGAGGUUCAGAGUGGAGGAGGAUAUCAAGUGGGAAGAUUGGGCAACAGAGGGAGCGAGGAUGAUGGAUGCGUCCAUGCCGACACGGAGCUGGGUCUGCUCAUGCUCGGGCUACCGCUUCAUCUCCCUCAUCCCCUCCGACGACCUCUUUCUUGCCCCGCCUGGCGAGCCUGACGCACCCCGCCGGUCCGACUUGCUCCUGAUGGACUUUUCGCCCUACUCCGUCCGGCGAGAAAUUGGUCUCUCCAAGACCGCCCUGGCACCAUGGGACAAGCUUCAGGACAUCCCUACUUCCUCUGCGCCCGCCCCGCUCUCCGACGAAGAUAUACGAGAAGAGGAGGUGGAUGAGGAUUAUGAAGUCAGGGUGGUGACUGCGCCGACGGUCCUGGAGAGGCGGAGAUUGUGGCGGGAGGAUGUUGUUUCGGGGUUGCCGUUCAGGGAGGUGUGGCGCAGGAAAGAGAUGCGCGCGAAUGGGGUGAUGAUUGAUGAUCAGCGGGUGAUUGUGGUAUGCACGGAAGGCAAGAGGCAGGGAGAUUGGAGCAGGGUACAGCAGACUAUGACGGUACUCUGCAUGUAG